Molecule: messenger RNA, 1161 nt
Organism: Nymphaea colorata (pocket water lily)
Lineage: Eukaryota; Viridiplantae; Streptophyta; Magnoliopsida; Nymphaeales; Nymphaeaceae
Product: ESCRT-related protein CHMP1B
Exons: 1
Coding region: 356-964 (202 amino acids)
Biological process (GO): endosome transport via multivesicular body sorting pathway; late endosome to vacuole transport; protein transport
Cellular component (GO): ESCRT III complex; multivesicular body
Source: RefSeq, a predicted model, not a curated record
AAAAAGAACCCGUCCUCUUUCCUCUCGUCGACAAAGAGAGGUCUCGCCCUUUUCUCCCAAGGAUCGAUUCGCAGGAAGCGACUUUCCGUCGAAACCCUAAUCCGAAGGACGAAGCUUCCUUCGUCCUCCUGCAACCUUCUCAGGGACGCGACUUCCUCACGCGGAAAUCCUAAAUCUCCUGAGAGAAUUUUCCGUUCAGGUAGCCUUACACGCGUUAUCCACGACCAUACCCUUGCCCCAAAUCGUAGCCCUAAAGGAGGUGGAGACCUUGACGGAAGGCGGGGAAGAGGCAGUCUUCGGGCGAUCGGUCGCUUGAUCGGGAGGGUGAAGGGAAGUCUUCGAGGGGAUCGACGCCAUGGGUAACACGGAGAAGCUGAUGAACCAGAUCAUGGAGCUCAAGUUCACGAGCAAGAGUCUGCAGAGGCAGGCGAGGAAGUGCGAGAAGGAAGAGAAGACGGAGAAGCUGAAGGUGAAGAAGGCGAUCGAGAAGGGCAAUAUGGACGGGGCGCGCAUCUACGCGGAGAACUCCAUUCGCAAGCGUAACGAGCAGAUGAACUACCUGCGCCUCGCCUCCCGCCUCGACGCCGUCGUCGCGCGCCUCGAUUCACAGGCUAAGAUGAUGACGAUCAAUAAGUCCAUGGGGUCGAUCGUCAAGGCGCUCGAGUCCUCGCUCACGACGGGCAAUCUCCAGAAAAUGUCGGAGACGAUGGACCAGUUCGAGAAGCAGUUUGUGAAUAUGGAGGUCCAGGCCGAGUUCAUGGAGAAUUCCAUGGCCGGGAGCACGUCGCUCUCCACGCCUGAAGACGAUGUCAAUAGCUUGAUGCAGCAAGUGGCGGAUGAUUACGGGUUGGAGGUCUCAGUUGGCUUGCCCCAGCCGGCGGCGCACGCCAUCCCUGCCAAGGCGGAGAAGGUGGACGAGGACGAUCUCUCGAGGCGUCUGGCUGAGCUCAAGGCCAGAGGGUAAUUGAAUUUACCCUCUUCUCUAUGCGUUGAUGAGAAGGACAACUUGUUUAUUAUGAACCGGUUUUAUGAAGAUUGUAGCUAAUAUGGUUGCUUAAUACAUGUUGUUGAUGUGCUAUCCGAUGGACCUCGCAGUUAUCUCAGACCCAAAUAUUUGUAGUUACACAGUGGCUUGGUAAUGUUCAUGGCUUCUUUCUUAUA